Messenger RNA from Morchella importuna, 648 nucleotides. RefSeq lists its product as uncharacterized. The record is from RefSeq and is a predicted model, not a curated record. NCBI's taxonomy places the organism in Eukaryota, Fungi, Ascomycota, Pezizomycetes, Pezizales, Morchellaceae. Gene Ontology annotation, molecular function: acyltransferase activity, transferring groups other than amino-acyl groups. Bases 1 to 648 code for a protein of 215 amino acids. The transcript has 4 exons.
AUGCCCGCAAUGCUCGACGACCCCACCGCCGCCACCCUCCCCACCCCAACCCCCACCUCCCUCCCCGCCCCAGUACCCGUCACCCUCCGCGACGGCACCCCCGCAACCCUCUACCCCAUCUUCGCCCCCUCCUUCCUCCCCACCUCCCUCGUCACCUUCCUCGCCGCCCAGUUCAACGCCGAGAUCGCCCGCGGCGACACAUAUCCGCACGACCAGCCGCUCGCGGCGGACCACUUCCGCGAGUACUGGUUUGGCGCGUUUGGCGCCGUCCUCCUGACGGGUGCGUAUGAAGAGGGCGUGCUGGAGGAUGAGGGGAGGGACUGGGAGAGUGUGUGUUUGGGCACGUUUUAUGUGAAGCCGAAUUAUCCGGGCAGGUGUGGGCAUGUGUGUAAUGCGGGGUUUUUGACGGUGCCCGCUGCGAGGGGACGUGGGUGUGGGAGUGUGAUGGGGAGGGAGUAUUUGAGGAUUGCGAAGAUGCUGGGGUACACAUACUCGGUGUUCAACCUGGUGUUUGAGACGAACGUGGCGUCGCUGCGCAUCUGGGACGGGCUGGGGUUUGAGAGGAUUGGGCGGGUGAAGGGUGCGGCGAGGUUGAGGAGUUAUCCAAGGAGGAUGGUGGAUGCGUUUAUGAUUGGGAAGGAGCUAUGA